This is a messenger RNA of Ascochyta rabiei, 681 nucleotides long. Its product is annotated as Cutinase. Bases 1 to 681 code for a protein of 226 amino acids. NCBI's taxonomy places the organism in Eukaryota, Fungi, Ascomycota, Dothideomycetes, Pleosporales, Didymellaceae. Gene Ontology annotation, molecular function: cutinase activity. The transcript has 3 exons. Gene Ontology annotation, biological process: carbohydrate catabolic process. Gene Ontology annotation, cellular component: extracellular region. The record is from RefSeq and is a predicted model, not a curated record.
AUGAAGUUCUUUACUUCGUCAAUCCUUGUCGCUAUUGCUGCUGCCUCUCCCAUCACCCUACCAGAGUCUGAGAUGACUCAGAUUCAGGCCCGUCAACUAGGUUCAUCCAAGUCGGAGCUUGAAAGUGGAAGCUCGUCCGCAUGUCCUAAAGCCAUUCUCGUCUUUGCACGAGGCAGCACAGAGACGGGGAAUUUAGGCACGUUGGGUGUUCCCCUCGGCAACGCCCUCGAACGCCGAUAUGGCGCCGCAAACGUCUGGAUUCAAGGUGUCGGCGGUCCCUAUGGCGCUACCCUCGCCGACAACUUCCUACCUCGAGGAUCGUCUGCAGCGGCUAUCAGGGAGGGUGUUCGCCUUUUGAACUUGGCCAACACCAAAUGUCCCAACUCCGAACUUGUCACAGGUGGUUACUCCCAGGGCUCUGCUUUGAUAGCAGCCGCUCUUACUGAUGUACCUGCUGCAGUACGCAACAAGGUUGUCGGUACUGUGCUGUUUGGCUAUACCCAAAACUUACAGAACCGUGGUGGCGUCCCGAGCUAUCCCUCGGAUAGGCUGGAGGUAUUCUGUGCGUUGGGGGACCUUGUUUGCUCCGGCACCCUAACCAUCACUGCUGCUCACCUGUCUUAUAGUGAUGAAGCAGGUAACGAAGCACCAGCGUUCUUGAUCAGCAAGAUUGGAGCUUAG